This is a messenger RNA of Ostreococcus lucimarinus CCE9901, 261 nucleotides long. RefSeq lists its product with no specific name. The coding region runs from base 1 to 261 and encodes 86 amino acids. The transcript has a single exon. Gene Ontology annotation, cellular component: chloroplast. NCBI's taxonomy places the organism in Eukaryota, Viridiplantae, Chlorophyta, Mamiellophyceae, Mamiellales, Bathycoccaceae. The record is from RefSeq and is a predicted model, not a curated record.
AUGUGGAAGACGAAACCCGCGUGGUGCCAGCCGUACUCAAUCGUGGCCACUGGCGUGCUCGCCACCGCGACGCCAGUGAACGUGCUCCACCUCGACGAGCGCGUCGCCGGCUGGUUCGGAACGCUAUCCACCACCAUCGUCGGCGCCGCCGUCCUGGCGUGGUGGUUCCUGUUCUUGUACGUCGUUCCUCGCGAGUACGAGCGGAGCGUCGAGGCGUUUCGCGAGGACCGACGGCGACGAGGUGGUGGUGACGCGCCGUAG